Conger conger (European conger) is the source of this 5557-nucleotide messenger RNA. Its product is annotated as alpha-N-acetylgalactosaminide alpha-2,6-sialyltransferase 1-like. The transcript is spliced from 9 exons. Gene Ontology annotation, molecular function: sialyltransferase activity. The record is from RefSeq and is a predicted model, not a curated record. Bases 278 to 1741 code for a protein of 487 amino acids. Lineage: Eukaryota; Metazoa; Chordata; Actinopteri; Anguilliformes; Congridae.
UACAAGCGCCCACUCUUCUAAUAAUACGCACAGAUGUUAGGGCCUUACGCAUAUUACUUAAGCUUUAAUCUUAUCAAAAGGUUUAAACACUAAGGUUUUAACAUUGCUUGUACUAUUCGGUCGGAACACAAAAGGGACAGGUGAAUAGUUUCAGACAAUUCUAGUUACUUUUGGGAAUCUCCGACUUUAUGUCAGAUAUUUUUUAAUACAAAUAUUAAUGCAUAUGUCUAACACGUAAAGUUAUUAAGUGUCUUUUAGAAUUUUUUUCUCAUCUGACAUGAUCCACCGGAAACUUUUACGUCCGGCACUUGCCGUUGUGGUGUGCGUCGUGUUUUACGCCUUUAUAUGGACAAAUUUACCGUGGCUUCAAUUUAGACAAUUGAGGAAUCCACUUAUUGAACAAUUGGCAAUAGAAAAGAUGGCAAUCAACAAAGCCGGAUCAGUGACUGCAAAAAAUGAAACCACUACAACUCCACAAAUGGAAGACAAGCUCAAAAAUCCCUCUACAAAUUUGCCCCAAGCCAAAAAUAUAUCUGAUCAGAAACAAAUAUCUAUCAGUAUUGGAACUAAAAUGUCAACAGCCAUUAUGCCAACAAAUAAAAUAAAUCCUAAACUUUUGACAAGCAAAGCUGCAUCAGCCAGAAAGCUUAUACCAGAAGGCAACAAAACAGAUGUAAAGGCUAACAUGACCCAAAUUGCACCAUUGGAUAUAAACAGCUUCAAUAAAGCACCUGAGUGGGAUUUUGAGGACUCAUACCUUAGAGACCCACACCCCAAAAAUACGAUAUGUAUGCAGUCCUUAAGGAACUCGAAAGACAAAGACUUUCAGAAGAGCUUCAUUCCAGAUAUCCAGGUGUUCAUGCAAAAGGACCACCUGAACCUUAGUGUGUGGAACAAACUGGCACACUUCAACAAUCCCUUUGGCUUCAUGGGUUAUAGCUACUCAGUGGUGAACGAGUCAGUCAAGCUUAUUCCUGAUCUGAAGGACUUUCAGCUCCUGUCAGUUCCCACAACUGAAAAAGAAGGCUGUAUCCGCUGUGCUGUUGUAGGCACUGGAGGGAUUCUCAGUGGUUCCAAAAAGGGAAAGGAAAUAGACUCCCAUGACUAUGUGUUUAGAAUGAAUGGUGCUGUCCUGAAGGGUUAUGAAGAAGAUGUAGGAAACAAGACCUCAGUGUACAUCCACACAGCCCAUUCCCUGACCUCAGCACGUUAUACUCUAAAAAAGUAUGGUUUUAAAGACAUUCCCGCUGAUGAGGGCAUCAAGUAUGUUUUUAUCCCAGAGGGCCUGAGGGAUUACUAUUGGCUCCAGGGCCUGUUCACAAAGGGGAGAGUUCCUGGUGGUCAAUAUCGAAAUUCACGGCCACUGACUUACUAUCCUGCUAACUUUGAUAUAAGCAGAUUCUACGUUCUUCACCCAGAUUUUCUCCGAUAUAUUCGGAUCAGAUUCUUGCUGUCCAAACAACUGCACGGUAAACAUUGGAAAUUUUACAGGCCAACAAAUGGAGCAUUCACCUUGUUUCUGGCAUUGCAGACCUGUGAUACUGUGGAUGCCUAUGGAUUCAUUACAGCAGAUCAUGCAAAAUAUUCAAACUACUACUACGAAAGAUUUGCAAAAACCAGAGUUAUUUUUUACAUCAAUCAUGACUACAAUCUGGAGAUAAAAACAUGGAAGAAACUACAUGAUGCCAACCUCAUUAGACUUUACCAGGGAAGAGAAGAACCCCAAAAGAAAGGAGAAUAAAUUUAAAAUGUAAAAUGUGUACAUAUUUUCAAAUACGAAUGUAGAAUAACAAUAACAAGUUAUUUCAAACACAUCCUUAAAUGGCAGUAAAUAUCUACAGUACAUUCACAUUUUAAGUAAGUGCAUGUGCAGUUAUGUUUUUUUUUUAUGAGACUUAUAAAUUACACAUUCUCUUUUACUGUCUAAAUAUUUCGUUUUGGAACGAUUCAUGUUUCAGUCGUCAAUUAAUACAAUGAUCACCUUAUGAGAAAUUUGAACCCCCAUGCCCCCCUCACACAAACGCAUGAUCAGCAGGAGCAUUAUAAGCAUUUUUGGGUUUAAGGCCUAGUCAUCCUUCCCAACAGGUGAUAUGUCAUUAGAAUCCUGGAAGCAAAUCAAAUGAAACACUAAAAAGAAAUGAGUUGCAUUAUUUGGGAAUCUUCAGUAUAGUUAAUCUGUGACAGCAUUUAAUAGUUCAUUGUGAAACCAUAUACUCCUAAAUGGAUGCAGAAUGUUCUGAAUGCUGCCAUAUGCAAUGACAAUUAAUGAAGAGUGUGCAGUGAAGAUAACUGCAACAUUUUUCUAGAUAUGGCACAGAUAAAUCUACAUCAGUAGUAACCACCCCUAUUUCUGACCUACUGUCCUGUAGGGUUUCACUCUAACCUAAUAAUGCACACCACAUUCAACAGCUAUAUACAUUCCCCUCCAAAAGUAUUGGAACAGCAAGGCCAAUUCUUUUGUUUUUCCUAUACACUAAAUACAUUAGGGCUUGAGAUAAAAAGAUGAACACGAGAGACAAGUUCAGAAUUUCAGCUUUUAUUUCUUGGUUGUUACAGCUAGAUCUUCUACUUAGAACAUAGCACCUUUGGUAUCAAACCACCCAAUUUUUAAGUGAGCAAAAGUAUUGGAACAGAGAAAAUAUUAAGUAAAUGAAAGUAAAUAACACUUAAUAUUUGGUAGCAUAUCCCUUGCUUGCAAUAACUGCAUCAAGCCUGUGACCCAUUGACAUCACCAAACUGUUGCAUUAUUUUUUUGUGAUGCUUUUUCAGGCUUUUACUGCAGCCUCUUUCAGUUGUUGUUUGUUUGAUUGUUUAACCCAAUUAUAUGCUUGAUUGGGUUAAGGUCUGGUGAUUGCCUUGGUCAGUUGAAAACCUUCCACUUUUUCUCCAUAAUGAAGUAAUUUGUUGUGUUGGCAGUGUGUUUUGGUGUCACUGUCCUGCUGCAAGAUGAAGUUUCUCCCAAUUAGUUUGGACACAUUUCUCCAUAAGUUGGCAAACAGAAUAUUUUUUUGUAGAUUUCUGAAUUCAUCCUGUUCUACCAUCAUAAUUUCCAUCAUCAAUAAAGAUUAGGGAGCCUACUGCAUAAGCAGCCAGGCAAGCCCAAGCCAUGACACUUCCUCCACCGUGCUUCACAGAUGAGCUUGUAAGUUUGGAUCAUGAGUAGAUCAGUAGCUUCUUUCUCCACACUUUGGCCUUUCCAUCACCUGGGUAGAUGUUAAUCUUGGUCUCAUCAGUCCAUAAAACUUUGUUUCAGAACUUUUGUAGCUCAUCUCUGUACUUCUUUGUAAAUUGUAAUCUCGCCUCCCGAUUCUUACUACUGAUGAGUGGUUUGCAUCCUGUGGUAUAGCCUCUAUACUGCUGCUCUCUAAGUCUUCUUCAGUUGAUUGAGAUACCUUCACUCCUACCCUGUGGAAAUUGUUUGUGAUGUUUUGGGUUUUUUCUUCACAGCUCUCACAUUGUUUCUGUCAUCAACUGCAGUUUUCCUUGGGCGACUUGCUCAUUAUUUGUUGCUCAGUACGCCAGCGGUUUUUCUUUUUCAGGACAUUCCAAGUAUCCCCUCUUUUCUAAGCCUUGAAAUGGCUUACUUUUCUCCCAAUGACAGCUCUAUGGUCUUCAUGUUGGUUCAAAUGCAGUCUUCACAGGCAAAACCCAAGGCUAAAACCAAGAGUAGACAUUCAGAACUAUUUAUUGUUUAACCAAUCAAUCUAACAGUACACAUCUGGGCAAUAAGAAACACCUGUCAGUCACAUGUUCCACUACAUUUGCUCGCCUAAAAAUUGAGUGGUCUGAUACAAAAGAUGAUAUCUUCUAAGUUGUUUAAUAAAUCUAGAUAUGAAUACCAGGAAAUAAAACCUGAAAUUCAGAUCUGUCAUCUCAUGUGCAUCUUUUGACCUCAAACUCAAUUGUCUUCAAUGUAUAGCAAAAACAAAGGAAUUUACCUUGUUGUUCCAAUACUUUUGGAGGGGACUGUAUCUUGAUGAGCUGCUUAUUAGUAGAGUCUGGGGUGCUAUGUUUGGGUUGAAAUGAGAACCCAUCAGGAUGAUAGAUCUCCAGCAGAAUAUAAUGUCCCAAAGAGGAACCAUUGCUAUUAUAACACACAUUGUCACAUACUUGCCUGACAGUGUUGCUCAGCUAUACGUACUUAGCUAUGUACCAAUAUGUACUUAUGCUUUAAGGUGAUAACAUACUGGGUAAAUGUGUAGGAUAUGUCCAGAAUCUGGAAUUAAAGUGAAGUCUGUAUCAAGAUUAUAACUCCACGUAUAUGAGUGUGUGUGCACUAAUAUGGGAAUCUGAAGCCUCUCUACCUGGAUAUGUAUCACUAAUACUAAUUACAGAAUAAGGAGUCUUAACAGUGUAUGAGUACACAUACUAUUGUGUUAACAUUUGCUAUAUUGGUAUACAAUCAAUAGAAAAAAAAAUUCUGUGGCACAAGUUAUACAGUACAUGUUAUCAUAUACUGUAAUGCAUGAGAUUAUUGUUUUAAGUAAUUCUGUAGAUGUUUCUGGUCUUUUUUUAUUUAUUUGCCAGACAGCUGGUCUUAUCAUUGGUUUGGUGUGGGCUGAGAUGCGCUUGACAAUAAAUCCUCACCCAGGACACGUUGGACAUGUGCCAGGCCUAUCUUGGGCCCAUACAUUGUUUUUUCAUUGUUUAUAUGUAGUACAUGUUGUCAGGCAUAGUGCUGCCCUAUAGUAAACAGAUACUGGAUACUAGAUAAGCAUACGCGUUAUGCAUAUGUUUACAUUUUUGUGCCUCUGGAAAGCAACCCACAACUCAAUUACAUGGACACUUCCCCUCUUUUAGUCAUGGGUAAAAUGAAAGUAUAAUACUCUGUAUAAUAUUAUUUCAUUUUACUUUUAACAUGUUAAAUUAUGCACAUGAAUUGUAUAAAUGUAUAAAUGGAUUUUCCUUUUUAAAAAUUACUUUGGUGAAAAAAUAUUUUUUGUAAAUCCACAUUUGGAGAUCCAUCCUGCCUUGUGUCACUGUGCAGGCUGGUGAUGGUGGUAUAAUGUAGGUGUAGGGAAUAUUGUCUUGGCACAAAUUAGGCCCCUUAAUACCAAUUGAGCAUCAUUUCAAUGCCACAUCAUUCCUAAGCGUCGUUGCUGACCAUGUACAUCCUUUUAUGGCCACAGUCUAUAUUUUUUUUCAAAUGGAUGUUUCCUGGUAAUGUGCCAUGUUCAAGCUGGUACCAUGAUGAUGAUAGUGACUUUGGAAUGAGUGGGAACAAAACAUUUGCAGCAUAAAUGAGUGGACAAAAUGCUAUUGAGUCAAAAUGGAUUAAAAUCGUUAAGUAAUGUUUCCAGCACCUUGUUGAAUCCACGCACAUCUGGAGGAAAAUGGGGGGUUCUGUGCCUGGGACUAGACCUAAUAAACUGGCCAGUGUAUAUAAUAAUUAAACAUAACAACGACUGUAAAAACAAUAAUACUAAUAUUGUUGUCUGCAUUCUGUUUUAUUUGUUUUGUGUUAAAUAUUGAUCAAUGUUUUGUGUAAAUGAAUAUUCAUGUGUUCUAAAUUGAUAUGUAUGUUCCAGAAGUUAAAUUAAAACAUUUAACUCUUAAA